This is a messenger RNA of Sorghum bicolor (sorghum), 1075 nucleotides long. RefSeq lists its product as uncharacterized. The transcript has 2 exons. The record is from RefSeq and is a predicted model, not a curated record. Gene Ontology annotation, molecular function: RNA-DNA hybrid ribonuclease activity; nucleic acid binding. The coding region runs from base 164 to 1075 and encodes 303 amino acids. Lineage: Eukaryota; Viridiplantae; Streptophyta; Magnoliopsida; Poales; Poaceae.
GGAAAUGGUAAAAGUACAGAUAUUUGGAAACAUAAUUGGCUCCCAAGAGAUGGUGGGUUGCGGCCAAUUGCAUCAAAGCUAUCAAACCCACCCAGAUGUGUUAGUGAAUUAAUAGAUGGAAUAACUAUGCAAUGGAGGCAAGAUGUGAUUCAAAAGUACUUUUAUGAUAUGGAUGCUCAGGAAUCAAAUACAAGAUUGGCUUGAUGGCAAAGUAGAGAGCUCGGACACUGAAGGAGCUAAAAAAAGAUGGAAAUUAUUCUGGAAGGUCAAGGUACCAUCAAAAAUUCAUAUCUUUGCUUGGAGAUUGGCCCAUAAUUCUUUAAGUACCGGUGAAGUUCUUAAAGAAAGGUCAAUGAGUGAACAUAGUGGAUGCAAGUUAUGUGGUGCUAUUAUUGACUCGUGGCGCCAUGCUCUUUUCUAUUGUACAAUGUCAAGAUGUGUUUGGACUCUAGUAGAUGAGGAUCUCAUUGACCAUAUUGCUGCAACUGAGAUUAAUAAUCCAAAGAUGUGGCUGUUUUUUAUGCAGGAAACUUUAUCGGCAAAAGAAUUUCAGAAACUUCUAAUCAUAUGUUGGGCAAUCUGGAGGGCACGAAGAAUGGCAUUACAUGAGGGUAUAUUUCAAAGCCCAUUAUCAAUAUUCAGCUUUAUUACAAAAUAUCUUGAUGAUCUCAAACUGGCUGGUUUGAUUGAGGACAUUGAUAUGACCAAGUCAACAAGAAACAAGAAAUCAGCUCCCAAAUGGAUACCUCCACCUGAAGCUUUCGUGAAGUUCAAUGUUGAUGCUGCGGUGGCACGAGCUGAAGAUAAGGGGACUGUUACUGUGGUGUGUCGAGAUAAUGUAGGGAAUUAUGUGGCUGCAAGUGCUAUGGUCAUUGAUGGUUUAACUGAUCCGUCAUCUUUGGAAGCUUUGGCUUGUAAUGAAGCAAUUUCUUUGGCCAUGGACAUUGGGGUGCGUAAGUGUGUAAUAGCUUCAGAUUGCUUGGAAGUGAUUUUGAAUCUUCAGAAGCAAAGUUUGUGUGCUUAUUCCUCAGUGUUGAAGAAAUUAAAGCUAGAAGCACUUUGUUUCAGGAAGUAG